Molecule: messenger RNA, 994 nt
Organism: Morus notabilis
Lineage: Eukaryota; Viridiplantae; Streptophyta; Magnoliopsida; Rosales; Moraceae
Source: RefSeq, a predicted model, not a curated record
AUAAAGUCUCCAACUAUAUCUCUUUCAUUUCCAUUAAAUGCAGGCUCAAGCAAUUCAUGGUCAAGAAGAGCACGACGUGAACGAGCUUCGUGGGAAGGUGAAGAAAGGAAAAACUUUUAGGUCGUAAACUCGUAACUAACACGUUUGAAUCUUCGAAAACCAUUUCAAAAAGCUCUCAAAACCUUCGCAAAAUCACGCCCUUCCUCUCUCCCUUUCUCUCUCUCUCUCUCUCUCUCUCUCUCUCUCUCUUAAAUAUUUUUUUUUCUCUUCUUCUCCUUAAUUUCUCGCCAGCCAAACACAUGGAGAAAAAAUCGAAGGAAAACGGAGAAAAUCAACAAGGUCAGAAGAAGAAGACGCCGGUUUGGGACUGCGGAAGCACUCUCUACGACUCCUUCGAGCUCAAUUCCUUCAAACGCCAGCUCGACUCCGCUAUAUCUUCUAGAAGCCUCUCGAUGCCUCACCUGACUGAUCGCCGAGUCAUUGCCGCGCCGCCGACGCAGGCGGCCGCGGCGGUGAAGAAAUCGUCGAAGAUCUCCCGAUCGAUCAACAAACUUCUCCGAUCGGUUUUCCGGCCGAAGCCGAAUUCCGUUUUUCUUCCGAGUGAGAGAGCAAUGAAGGACGGAUUCUUCGUCGUCUACGACAAAUCCGGCGCGCUCACGACGAUUCCCGAGGUUCCGGAGAUCGAUUUCGGCGGAUUUUCGCCGGAGAUUGAAUCGUUGGUGACGAGAACAGGAUCGGGACGGUUUGCGGCGACGAGUUCGCUCGGUAUUUCCUGUGCUUGAUCGAUUGCAUGUGUCUAGGUAUAGCUUAUAUAUAGUGAAUAUUGAAUUUUUGGCUAAUUUUCCAUGAAUCUAAGACCGUAGAAGAUCGUACAAUAUGCUGCGUGUAUAGUAAUGAAGAAUUUCUUGUCUAUAUUUUAAUGUUUUGGAAUAUUGUUUUCUUCUUCUUUUUUUUCCUUAAUAAUAAUAUCUUCUUGCUUAGAGCUGACAAAUUA